Culex quinquefasciatus (southern house mosquito) is the source of this 751-nucleotide messenger RNA. RefSeq lists its product as uncharacterized. The record is from RefSeq and is a predicted model, not a curated record. The transcript is spliced from 3 exons. NCBI's taxonomy places the organism in Eukaryota, Metazoa, Arthropoda, Insecta, Diptera, Culicidae. The coding region runs from base 56 to 661 and encodes 201 amino acids.
UGCCAAAUUUGAAGUCUUGGUUGAGACACUUGAAGAGCCAUACAAACCUUUCAAAAUGGUCGCUCGCUUUCUGUUGUACGUUGGCUUCCUAGCCACUAUUGCUCUGGUCAUGGCACAGAGUCCUCAGGACUGUACAGUCCCACCGCCACCAGUUAGUCCCAAGCUGUGCUGCCCGUUCAUGGACCAGGGCCCGGUGUACAACGAAUCGAUCUACUUCGACUGCUGGGACCAGUACGCGGAGUUCCCGCUGGUGCCCAUCGCCGGCGGUGGCAUCGCCGGGGGACCUGCCGGUUGCGCCGCCGAGUGCUUCUUCUCGAAGCUGGGCCUGCUGAUGCACAACCAGCACUACACGCUGGUGGACUUUUACGCGCUGGACAGCCACGUGAAGGAUUUUGUCGACGGCGAGCGGUACGAGUUCAUCCGGCAGGCCAUGCGGUACUGCGUCAACGAGUCCAACGUGAGGGCGCCGAUUUUUGUGGAAAUUCAACGCCGACCGGCGGUUAUCGACGGGCUCGACAACUGCAACCCGAUUGCGGGCUUUGCCAUGUCCUGCAUGCACUUUUACGCCAUUAGGAACUGUCCCGACUGGACACCUGAUGCCACCGAAGGCUGCGAUGAGCUGCUGGACUUUUACAAUCAAUGUCCGUUCAAUCCGUACUAAAUUUAAACAUUUUUGAAAUUCACGACAUUGGAAAUUGAAAUAUGGCUUUUAUAAUGUAGAAAUUCGAAAAAGUAAAUAAAAUUUAUAUCA